This is a messenger RNA of Chaetura pelagica (chimney swift), 1524 nucleotides long. Its product is annotated as endogenous retrovirus group K member 9 Gag polyprotein-like. Gene Ontology annotation, molecular function: zinc ion binding; nucleic acid binding. Gene Ontology annotation, biological process: viral process. The transcript has a single exon. Lineage: Eukaryota; Metazoa; Chordata; Aves; Apodiformes; Apodidae. The coding region runs from base 1 to 1524 and encodes 507 amino acids. The record is from RefSeq and is a predicted model, not a curated record.
AUGGGGGACGCCUUGUGGUUGUUGGUAUCAGAUAAGGAUAAAACAGCAAAGAAAAUGUCCUGCCAUUGCCGAGCAAUUAUGAAUUGCUUGCACCAGUAUCAGGCCGAAAAGGAUAUUGCUGCAUUGGCUGCCUUGCAUUUAGAGGGUAAGACUAAUAACACAGGCACCUCACCCUCGCUGGAUGCGGGAAAGAUUACUCUUGGAGGGGAUAAUCUCCCCCAAGCCCCCGUUUUUACGUACGUCCCUGUUCCGCCUAGGGGCGGCGUGGUGCCCUCGGCACCCUCACCUCAGGUUGCUGCUCCACCCUUGGCGCCCCCGCGGUCUGGGGACAAUGAGGAGGGCUUGCCCGCAUGCCCUGCGGCAGAGUUAGAGGAAGAGGCGGCCAGGUAUCAUUCUAACAAUAACGGCAUGUCUGGCAAGGGGUCACCUCAGCCUCAUUUGCCAGUUAAGGGCAGAAUUGACUGGCUAUCAGUUAUGGGUGAGGCUUUACAGGCAGGGGACUGGGAAGUGGUUGCGUUAUUGCAAGAAAGACAGGAGGAAAGUCAGAUGCUUAAGACAUUUCCGGUUCCAUAUGUGCCGGAUGGGCAGGGUAAUCAGGUAGCACAUAUUAUCCCCUUAGAUUGGAAUUUGUUGAUGCUGCUGAGAAAGACCGUGAACGAAUCAGGCUUGCAUGGAGAGCCGACUAAGCUAGUGUUGAAUUAUAUCUGGGGAAGUGGGCUACUGCUGCAAGAAGACAUAAAAAAUAUUUUUAAAAUGAUUAUGACUCCAUCUCAGAGCUUUUUGUGGCAAGCGCACUGGCAGGCUGUCUGCCAGGAAUCUGUUUAUGUACAGCGGGUUCAGGGGGACCCCCUAUACGGUGUCAUUCUGGAACAACUAAUGGGAGUAGGGCAGUUUUCAACCCCUGAAAGGCAGGCCAUGCUAGGUGCUGAUGUAAUUAAGGAAGCUAUGCGCCUAGCCCGACUGGCUCUGAGUCGAGUGAGGACUGAUAGGCCCAAUCAGCCGUCUUAUAUGAGCAUCAAACAAGGGUUGCAAGAAUCGUUUUCAUCUUUUGUGGAUAAAAUAACGGCUGCAAUAGAUCGUGCUGGGGUGCCACCCUAUGUGCACAGAGCAUUGUUAAAGGAGUGUCUAAUUCAAAACUGCAAUCCCCGAACAAAAGACAUUCUAGUCACCCUCCCUGCUAAUGCUGGGGUAGAGGAAAUGUUAGAAAGAAUGAGCAGAGUACCAUCAGGGACACAGGCCAGGUUAGUGGAAGCAAUUAAGGACCUAACCCUAGCCUUAAAAGACGGGCAAGCGUUAGCGCUUUUACGCCCCAGAGGUCGACCAACAACAAAACAAAGCCCGAAUACAGUCUGCUAUCGCUGUGGCCAACAAGGCCAUAUCAGGAAGCAGUGCCGAGUUCAAGUUUGGUGUGAGAACUGUAAGCUGAACAGUCACUCCACCAUGGCGUGCCGGCGCAAGCCGGGAAACGGGAAAAGGAGCGCGAGGGGACGCGGCGCCAGGACCCCAACUGCGAACCGCUCAUAG